UGACGCGGCCGACUCGGGUAUUUAAAGACAACGAUUUCUUCUCCAAAGGCAGUGUUGAACGGACAACAGUUGAAGGAAGAGCUACUCCAAGAAAAGACCUACAGUAUAUCGUUGAUAUUGCAGCAGACAACGAAUCCAACCACCAGUACUUUUAGCAACCAGAGCCAUGAAGAUUUUGGCAUUUGUCCCACUCAUGGUGGCGUCCGUUUUGGCAAUUCCCCAAUACGGUCAACCUCCACAAGCAGGUCAAACGGUUCCGAUUACCAAGGAACAAUGGGCCUCCCUUAACCCGUAUGGGUCUUCAGCAACCUACGACAUUCAGAAACAGUGGGAAAAUUUCUAUGAGUACCUUCCUUGGCUGAAGGGUCCUCCUGGCCCACCAGGACCACCAGGAGCUCCUGGUUCUUCUGGUGGAGGUGGUGGAGGUGGCGGUGGUGGCUAUGGAGGCUACGGAAGUAGUUCCUAUGCUCAACCCCAAGUCAUUCCUGGACCUCCCGGCCCACCUGGCCCUCCAGGUUCUCCAGGAUACAAAGGUGAUGCAGGUGCCCCGGGAACCCCGGGAUACUCUGGAAAACCCGGACAACCAGGACCUCCCGGUAAACCAGGUGCACCAGGAUACCCUGGACCGAAGGGAACACCAGGCUAUAAUGGAGCUCCAGGAUCACCAGGCAAACCAGGCUACAACGGUGAAAAGGGAGCUCCUGGUUAUAAUGGCGCUCCAGGUCUCCCAGGCGGCCCUGGCCUACCUGGUAAAGACGGAUACUCGGGAGCUCCCGGACCAGCAGGACUUAAAGGUGAAACAGGUCCACCAGGUUACACAAUCCCAUCCAAAAUCCCUGGCCCUCCUGGCCCACCAGGAUACCCUGGCAAAGAUGGAGCCCCAGGAUACUCUGGCGGUCCUGGUCCUGUUGGUCCUCCCGGCCCUGUUGGACUCCAAGGACCACCUGGCAAGCCCGGCACAAAUGGCUAUCCAGGUGGACCUGGACCUAAGGGUGAUGCUGGAACUCCUGGCUACUCUGGAGCUCCUGGCAAGGAUGGAUAUCCCGGUGCACCCAGCAAGAUACCUGGCCCCCCUGGACCUCUGGGACCUGCUGGCCCACCUGGCUACAAUGGUGCUCGUGGUAAAGAUGGCUUCCCAGGUGGACCUGGUCUUCCCGGAAAAGACGGACUUCCCGGUGCUCCAGGAUACACAGGUGCGCCAGGCCUUCCAGGUAAGCCAGGCAAAGAUGGUUAUACUGGCCCAGCUGGUACUCCUGGUUACCCUGGCGGUCCAGGCCCAGUUGGCCCCCAAGGUAAACCCGGUGCUCCUGGGUACCCCGGUGGUCCAGGUCCAGUUGGUCCAGUAGGUAAACCAGGCCCAGGGGGCCCUCAAGGUAAACCAGGCUCUCCGGGCUACCCUGGUGGUCCCGGGCCAGUUGGACCUCUCGGCCCCGUCGGCCCUGUUGGUCCUCAAGGAAAGCCAGGCUCGCCAGGAUAUCAAGGACCUCCUGGACCACCUGGACCUGCUGGCUCCCCAGGUCAAUCUUACGAAGUACCGGCUUAUCAAGCACCGGCCUAUCAAGAACCGGUAUACCAGUCCUCAGCUUACAGUCUGCCAGUGUCUCAGCCCAGUUACGAGCCCCCAGCAAUUAGUUAUGGUUAAAAACAUCAACUUUAAAAGUUGAAUCGUUUAAAAGAUUUUACGGCAAAUAUUUUUUCCAUGUCCAGAGACUUCAAGAGUUUAUUUUACUUAUGUGUACCAUGGUUAUACUAUGCUGGUUUCAUGAAUUUGUGCAAAUUGUAAAUACACCAUGCGUAAGAAAAA
Molecule: messenger RNA, 1804 nt
Organism: Daphnia magna
Lineage: Eukaryota; Metazoa; Arthropoda; Branchiopoda; Diplostraca; Daphniidae
Product: collagen alpha-2(VIII) chain
Source: RefSeq, a predicted model, not a curated record